AUGUAAUUUAAUUUAUGUCAAGGUGGUAGGGUGUCGGGUAGUUUAUCGGUGCAAUUGGUUCGCUCAUCUACCCCAACCAGACGCCAUUAAUUGCUUAUUCAUGCGUCAGUUUACUUCCUCACCUGCAUAUAAAUCGCAUCUCCUAGCCAAAUCCAACUCCAUUUAUUUAAUACUGAGCAGAUCUUGAACAGAAAAAGAUUGGGUUUCUCUUCUAUCUUGAAAGAAAGAUGAAGGUCGUAGUCACGACUCGUAGCGGCAGAGAACUGAUAAAGGAUGGCAUUGAGCUCAGUGAUUCUGCUACUGUGGCUGAUCUGCAGGAAGCAAUUCACAAACGAACCAAAAAGUACUACCCCUCUAGACAGCGACUGACCCUGCCUAUUCCACCUGGAUCAAAAGAGAAGCCUACUGUCCUUCACUACAAGAAGAGUCUCAAAGAAUACACUGAUGGGAAUGGAGACACUUUGACUGUGGUUUUCAAGGACCUAGGUCCACAAGUCAAGUACAGCACCCUUUUCUUUUGGGAAUACUUGGGUCCUUUAAUCCUCUAUCCUGUCUUCUAUUACUACCCUGUGUACUGGUUUUUCGGCUACAAAGGGGAGCGUGUCAUCCACCCCGUCCAGACUUAUGCCUUGUAUUACUGGUGUUUCCACUACUUCAAACGUAUAAUGGAAACCUUUUUCGUGCACCGUUUCAGCCAUGCAACCUCACCUCUUUCCAAUGUCUUUCGCAACUGUGCAUAUUAUUGGAGCUUUGGUGCUUUUGUUGCUUAUUAUGUCAACCACCCACUUUACACACCAGUAAAUGAUCUCCAAAUGAAGAUUGGGUUUGGGUUUGGGUUGCUUUGUCAAAUUGCCAAUUUCUAUUGCCAUAUGUUGUUGAGAAAUCUCCGGGGUGCUGAUAGUGGUGGAGGGUACCAAAUCCCACGCGGCUUUUUAUUCAACAUCGUUACAUGUGCGAACUACACAACUGAGAUUUAUCAGUGGCUAGGCUUCAAUAUUGCUACACAGACCGUAGCAGGCUAUGUCUUCAUGGUUGUUGCUGCCUCCAUAAUGACGAACUGGGCCCUUGCAAAGCACCGUCGACUAAAGAAGCUGUUCGAUGGAAAGGAGGGAAGACCAAGAUAUCCCCGACGAUGGGUAAUACUGCCCCCAUUCCUGUAGAUUACAGGCAAUCAUGCACUUGUUUUCUUGUGAUUGAGUUCGAAUUCAGCAGCAUCAUUGAAGGUCAAAAGAGAUCAUUUAUCACUAGAGAUUUAAUACUGGGUUAGGUUUUUUCUCUCCUUUCAUAAUACAUCGGGCCAUUCUCCUUUGGUGGUAUCUUUCUAGGACUUCUGUUGGGAUUUUUAAUAUGUGGAGUGAUCGGAUUUCAUUUUGUUGAUGUAAGUGUUUUUAUCAUGACUGCUAAGCACACUAGAUAAUUUCGAUCCAUGGAAACAAUUCCUACUCUUGAAUUGACUCGUGCGUUCAUCCCGAUUAUUAUGCGCGCAGUCACUGGAUAACACUUGAUCUGAACUA
This is a messenger RNA of Olea europaea var. sylvestris, 1514 nucleotides long. Its product is annotated as very-long-chain enoyl-CoA reductase-like. The record is from RefSeq and is a predicted model, not a curated record. Bases 228 to 1160 code for a protein of 310 amino acids. Gene Ontology annotation, biological process: very long-chain fatty acid biosynthetic process. Gene Ontology annotation, molecular function: oxidoreductase activity, acting on the CH-CH group of donors; protein binding. The transcript is spliced from 4 exons. Lineage: Eukaryota; Viridiplantae; Streptophyta; Magnoliopsida; Lamiales; Oleaceae.